UCGUGAGAACUUGUCAUGUUGGUGCUGCUGUCAGUUUUCCUGGGUAGGAACUUUUGUUCUACCACGUGUUUCCGGUCGGCUUCACUUCACUUCCUCUCCACGCGACCUGCUUCAUACAUGCCGACUAUGGAGUCCGCAGAAGAGGAGUCGUUGCACGACCAGAGUUCAGAGGAAGAAGCCGGUGAACUGUCGGAUGGAGAGCUUCAAGAAGCCUUCAGCAAAGGAUUGUUGAAACCUGGGAUGAACGUUCUGGCGGAGAAGAACAAGAAGUUUGUCAACAAUGUGGGGGGGUUGAAACAGUGCCUUGCUGACUUCCGCAAAGAUCUACCUUGGGUAGAGAGGUUAGACAUGACCAAUCUGCCAGCUGAAGGCGUCCUCUCCAAACCUGAAGAGAAGGUCCCUGCUGGGAUCAACAGUGAACUCGAUGCUGAUGACGAUUUCCAAAGAGAAAUGUUCUUCUACCGGCAGGGUCAGGCUACAGUCCUGGAGGCCCUGCCUCUCCUGAAAGUGCACAACAUAGCCACUAAGAGGCCUGAUGAUUACUUUGCAGAGAUGGCCAAGUCAGAUCAGCAAAUGCAGAAGAUAAGGCAAAAGUUAAUCACGAAGCAGAUGAUCCUGGAAAGGUCUGAAAAGGCCAAAAAGCUGCGUGAGCAGAGGAAGUUUGGGAAAAAGGUCCAAAUAGAGGUGAUUCAGAAGAGACAGAAGGAGAAGAAGGCUAUGAUGUCUGCUGUAAAGAAGUACCAGAAAGGAAUGACUGACAAACUGGAUUUCUUGGACGGAGACCAGAAAGCAGCAAAAAAUUCUUCUGAUGCGUCGAAGAAAGCUGUUGCCAAAAAGGGCCCUAAUGCAAAGCGAAAAUACAAGGACCAAAGGUUUGGCUUUGGAGGUAAAAAGAGUGGAAAGAAGUGGAACACCAAGGAGAGCUUCAACGAUGUUUCCGGUUUCCGCGCCAAAAUGGCUCAUGACAAGGGAGCGAGGAAAGGCAAAGGAGGGAACAAAAAUAAACGUCCGGGCAAGUCUGUGCGCAGGAAAAUGAAGGGUCGCUCAUAAAACUGACUGGACUCGGACCUCAUUUCCUGGGCAGGAUUAGGCAUGACUCUCUGCAAUCCGGACUGUGGUUACCUGUAUAUGUUUCAUACAGUAUUGUCAAAUGUGGAUUUGUGCAUGGAUGUAGAGCAACAUAAAUCCCUUUAAACACACAGUGAGGUGGAUCCUAUCGAGACAAAAGUGAACUGCAUAGAGAGGUCUAAAAUCCAAAGUUUUGCUUUUCUAGUUUGUCAUCAUAAGAUGGUUUUAAAGCCAUUUUUUGUAACCGUACUUCAGUAUCUUCUCCAUACCAUGUAUUCUGAGUUUGGGAAUACUGUUUUAAUGUUUUCCCUCAUUCAGUUCUUUGACUUAAUUGAUUCCCCCGAUCUGGCAUGACAUUUUCUGUUACCAAGCUGGUGUUCAUUUUGCCCUUUCCUAUUCAUUAGUAUGAUACGUUUGUAAUGUGCUUUAUAUUGACUUGUGGUUUAUUUUGCAAAGACGCAGAUGGAAAAGAAAAGGUUUUAAUGAUGAACACAAUAAAUCACUUCUCUUGGUUUAUUUUAA
Messenger RNA from Girardinichthys multiradiatus, 1590 nucleotides. RefSeq names its product EBNA1 binding protein 2 (gene ebna1bp2). Gene Ontology annotation, cellular component: preribosome, large subunit precursor; nuclear periphery; nucleolus. The record is from RefSeq and is a predicted model, not a curated record. Gene Ontology annotation, biological process: rRNA processing; ribosomal large subunit biogenesis. The coding region runs from base 16 to 1050 and encodes 344 amino acids. NCBI's taxonomy places the organism in Eukaryota, Metazoa, Chordata, Actinopteri, Cyprinodontiformes, Goodeidae. The transcript is spliced from 10 exons.